Molecule: messenger RNA, 856 nt
Organism: Diprion similis
Lineage: Eukaryota; Metazoa; Arthropoda; Insecta; Hymenoptera; Diprionidae
Gene: CHOp24
Product: transmembrane emp24 domain-containing protein 2
Exons: 3
Coding region: 116-742 (208 amino acids)
Biological process (GO): intracellular protein transport; endoplasmic reticulum to Golgi vesicle-mediated transport; Golgi organization
Cellular component (GO): endoplasmic reticulum-Golgi intermediate compartment; endoplasmic reticulum; COPII-coated ER to Golgi transport vesicle
Source: RefSeq, a predicted model, not a curated record
GAAAAGCGGCGAGAAGCGGUGACGUUACCAAUGAAGACGGGGUCAUCCUGAGUACGUGGCGCGACAAAUAGUUGGCAAAUAUUAUAUACUAGAAUAAAUAAUUAAUGAAUGAAAGAUGAAUUUACUUCUGUGUUAUGGAUUGCUACUUAUUUGGAGCGGCUACGCGAACUCAUAUUCAAUAACAGUUGAUGCCCACGCCGAAGAGUGCUUCUUCGAUAAGGUGGAAUAUGGCACUAAAAUGGGUCUCAUGUUCGAGACGUCCGAAGGAGGGUUUCUUGAUAUAGAUGUUAGAAUUGUUGGACCUGAUGGAAAAGUCAUUCAUCAAAGUGAACGAGAGACUAAUGGAAAAUACACUUUCUCCGCCCAUACUGCGGGUGUGUAUACUUACUGCUUUGGUAAUCAGAUGAGUACAAUGACACCGAAAGUGGUAAUGUUCACCAUGGAUAUUAGUGAGCCUUCUAAACAUGGAGCAGAGAUCGGUGGUACAGAAGGUCAGGAAGGCGAUACAUCUAAUCAUGCAAAAUUGGAAGAUAUGAUCCGAGAUCUAAGCACCAGUUUAACUGGCGUGAAACAUGAACAAGAAUAUAUGCAGGUGCGAGAUCGAAUUCAUCGCGCUAUCAACGAAAGCACCAAUUCUCGUGUGGUGAUGUGGUCCUUCUUUGAGGCACUAGUACUAGUUUGUAUGACGCUAGGUCAAGUCUUCUAUCUGAAACGUUUCUUUGAGGUCCGACGUGUCGUUUAACAGAGUUUAAUGAUAGUGAUAGUUUGUCCAAACUCAUUGUAAGUUUUUUUUUACAUGUAAAAUUAAAUUAUACUAAUCAUAUUUAGGGUAUAAUACAUCUCUGCUUUCAAACAU